Molecule: messenger RNA, 1272 nt
Organism: Molossus molossus (Pallas's mastiff bat)
Lineage: Eukaryota; Metazoa; Chordata; Mammalia; Chiroptera; Molossidae
Gene: SUPT3H
Product: SPT3 homolog, SAGA and STAGA complex component
Exons: 12
Coding region: 52-1272 (406 amino acids)
Biological process (GO): transcription by RNA polymerase II
Molecular function (GO): transcription coactivator activity; protein heterodimerization activity
Source: RefSeq, a predicted model, not a curated record
AGACUGCUUAUCAAUACCAGCUGUAGCACUGUGGCUUUUCUCCAUGGACUCAUGGUGGUCUUUGGAACAACGUUCUUCAACUUUGACAGGUUUUCUUUAGGCGAUGCUAGGAGGCCUUUGCAUGAAACAGCAGUUUUGGUGGAAGAUGUGGUGCACACUCAGUUAAUCAAUCUGUUACAGCAAGCUGCUGAAGUUUCUCAGCUUCGGGGAGCAAGGGUAAUAUCUGCUGAAGAUCUUCUGUUUUUGAUGCGCAAAGAUAAGAAAAAACUUAGAAGACUGCUAAAAUACAUGUUUUUCCGAGACUACAAAUCAAAGAUUGUCAAAGGCAUAGAAGAGGAUGAUCUUCUUGAAGACAAACUGAGCAGCACUAAUAAUACAAACAAAAGACAAAAAAUCGCUCAAGACUUUCUCAACUCCAUUGACCAAACAGGAGAACUCUUGGCAAUGUUUGAAGAUGAUGAAAUUGAUGAAGUUAAACAAGAAAGAAUGGAGGAAAAUAUCCAGUUAGCUUUGUGGGCAAAGAGAGCAGAAAGACAAACUCGAAUUAUGGAUUCAGCCCAAUAUGCAGAAUUCUGUGAAAGUCGACAAUUGAGUUUCUCCAAAAAAGCCUCCAAAUUUCGAGACUGGUUGGACUGCAGCAGUAUGGAGAUAAAACCCAAUGUUAUCGCCAUGGAAAUUUUAGCAUAUUUAGCAUAUGAAACUGUGGCACAGUUGGUCGAUCUGGCUCUUCUUGUGAGGCAGGACAUGGUAACCAAGGCAGGAGACCCGUUCAGCCAUGCCAUUUCAGCGACCUUCAUCCAGUAUCACAGCUCUGCUGAGGGGUCUUGCAUGAAGUCCUACCCAGACUCUCCGGAGAAUACACCUCCUCCUACACCGACGGCUCCAUCAUGUGGAUCACAGCACUCAGGGAAAACCACGUUAGGGUCCCUAGGGAAUGGGAAUGCUGGACAGGACUCGGCUAAAACCAAGCAAAGGAAAAGAAAAAAGAGCACUGCGGCCGGUGGUGUGGAGGCUCACAGCGAUGCCAUCCAGCCCUGCCACAUCAGAGAGGCCAUGCGACGCUACGGCCACAAGAUUGGCCCCCUUUCCCCAUUCACAUGUGCCAACAUUUCUAAAAUAAAACAUUGCAAUAAAACGACUGUAUUUGAAAAACCCGCGAUGGAGCGAAGCCGUGAAAGUCGAAGCGCGAGGUGGCGAGGGACGACCGUGUGUGGGCGACGAAUCCUACCUCGCGGACGUUCGUUUAUCGCGGUGGAGUCUGGAACUGGUUGA